Messenger RNA from Gossypium raimondii (Peruvian cotton), 1918 nucleotides. Its product is annotated as protein NSP-INTERACTING KINASE 3. Bases 110 to 1627 code for a protein of 505 amino acids. Gene Ontology annotation, biological process: protein phosphorylation. Gene Ontology annotation, molecular function: protein binding; ATP binding; protein tyrosine kinase activity. Lineage: Eukaryota; Viridiplantae; Streptophyta; Magnoliopsida; Malvales; Malvaceae. The record is from RefSeq and is a predicted model, not a curated record. The transcript is spliced from 2 exons.
AAAAAACCAACUUGUAAUUAACUACCAUAAACCGUUCCAAAAUUUGCCAACACUUAAAACUCCAUUUCGACAUCUAACCUUAACAAAAAAAACAAAAAAAGUUCAGGCCAUGGCUUCCAUACUCAUUACAUGUCUUCUUCUCAUGUUCAUCGCUUACUUUGAACCAACAUUACCCGCAACAGUCAUAGAAGACCUUGCAAAUUUACACCCACCCUCCAAUUUCAACACCACCAUCGUUUCAAACUGUUUAAAAAACCCAUCUCUAAGGUACUGUGGUUCAUCUCCUAUGGACCUUGAUGCCAUCUUUAAGUUCACCAUUGUGGCUAGUCACCUAUGUAAUGAGUCGAAGAAUCCCAACUGUGUCGAAUCGUUCCCUAAAAUCAAUCUUCGAAACCGUCCUAAGAUCACCCCACUUUACUUAUCCUUCACUUUUUUUUGGAAAUACUGCCCCGUUACUAUACUUUCCAUUGAUCUUUCUAAUAAUUCUCUGAAGGGUACUUUCCCUAUUGAUGUUUUGUUUUGUACACAAAUCCAUGUUCUUGAUUUGAGCCAUAAUGGACUUUCAGGGGAUGUCCCAAUCCAAAGGUUGUCCUGUGUCACUAAUCUUACCAUUCUUAAUCUUUCGUAUAAUCAUUUCUCGGAGAUUAAGAUAUCAGAUUCUUGGUUCUUCAGACGGUUUAACUCUUCAUGUUUUUUUAACUCUGGGAUCUUACCGAGUCAUGGGAGGUAUAAGAUAAAGGCUGUGAUGUUAUUGCUUGGGUUUCCCUUGGUUGUUGUAUUCACGGUGGGUGGCUUGUGGUGGUUGUGUUUUCGAAGGCCGGAUUUCUUACCGAGAGUGCUUCAGAACGAGCGUAAGUUCACAACCGUAAUGUUGAAAGCGGCCACCAACAGAUUCUCGAAGAAGAAUAUGGUUGGAAAAGGAGAUGGUUUCGUUAUGUAUAGAGGGAUCUUAAGGGACGGAACUCAAGUGAGGAUCGAAAUCUAUUCGAAUAAUAGGGGAAACCAUAGGGAGUAUGUUGAGGAAUGCAAAGUUUUGGUUCAGUUGCGCCAUAGGAACUUGGUGAAAGUUUAUGGUUGGUGUAGUAAUCGGAACAUAAGGGCCCUUGUCACUGAAUGGAUCGGCCGAGUGAGUAUUGAGACGUGGUUGUCAGAAUCAGCUCCGUGCUGGAAACAUAGGUACAAAGUAUUGGUGGGAGUUCUGAAAGCAAUGUGUUAUCUUCACGAACAAUGGCCUGAGAUUGGUUGUGAUAUAAAAACAAGCAGCCUUUUGCUACAUGAAAAUGGAGACCCUUUGAUUGCACGGUUUAGGGUCGGCGAAAACAGCACCUCAAACAAAAUUCACAGGUUUGGGAUUUUGGUGCUGGAGAUGAUGACGGACCAAACACUGCAGGAAGAAUUCAAAGGGGACGAAACAGGGUUCGUUGAGUAUGUUAAAAUGCUGUACCCUAGAAAGUUGCAGAAGGUGCUUGAUGAGAGGAUGAAACUGACAGAGAAUACAUUUGAUGAAACCAGACAGACAAUAUGUAUUGGAUUAACAUGUGCAGAUCAUCAAACAUGUCAGCAACUUAGCAUCGGUCAGAUUUAUAACAUGAUCAUCAAAGUCCACCCUCGUACUAACACAUAUUAAAGAUACAAAUGUCAGUAAAAGUAUCAUGGAGGUCAUGUAUAAGUUAGAUUGCAUUUUGCCUCCACUAUUCAAAAAUGAGUUUUACUAUUAAAAAAUGAUCCUUAUACAUCAACAUAAGAUCCAGUUAUUCCAUCAGCCACAUUAAUUUUUAACAAAAAUGACCAAUUUGAUCUUUGAUUUAACAUAUAGAGACUAAUUUGCCCAUUUUUAGAGUAGAGGAGACAAAAUACAAUUUGACUCCGAAUAGAGAUCUCCAUGAUCAUUUUACCAAAUAUGUCAACAAAAUAAACU